Molecule: messenger RNA, 1050 nt
Organism: Rana temporaria (common frog)
Lineage: Eukaryota; Metazoa; Chordata; Amphibia; Anura; Ranidae
Product: phospholipase A2 inhibitor and Ly6/PLAUR domain-containing protein-like
Exons: 5
Coding region: 50-712 (220 amino acids)
Source: RefSeq, a predicted model, not a curated record
CAGCCAGUUCACUCUUGUGCCAACUUAGAGAUAUAGCAGACUCCCACAAAUGGCAUCACUUCUCAAAAUUCUCGGUGUGCUCUCGGCUUUGGUGACAUCUGGAUACUCGCUCUCUUGUACGAAGUGUUCUUCUUCUAUAUCGGACUCAUGUACCGGCCCCAGUGAGACUUGUCCUUCUGGCUCUCUGUGUGGAGCUGGAUACGCAGAAAGCUGGGCUCUGGGUAUCCGUGUUUCAAAAUCAUACACAAUGUCAUGUGUACCUCAGGACAAGUGUGACAAGACAGGAAGUAUGAGCCUUCCUAACAAUGUAAGAAUGAAGAUGGGUACAACCUGCUGUAAAACUGAUCAAUGCACCCCGACUUUUCCUUCCCUGCCAAGGGACAGCUCCGGAUCCAAUGGAUUGACGUGUCGAUCCUGCAUAUCUGAUUCCACCUGGUGUUACACUUCAGAUACGAUGCAGUGUACGGGGGAUGAGAACAUGUGUCUUCUCCAGACCACAAAAGUAUCAGGACCGAAACCAGCAUCAAUAGCAAUGCGUGGUUGUGCCACAAAAAGCAUCUGCAAUCUUGGCAGCGAAUCCAGUAGUGCCGAAGGAGUGUCCAUGGAGGUUAAAUUUAUCUGCACUAGUGGAAGUAUUGGUCUCCAAAAAGGCUUCUACCUCCCGGCUGUGAUUUGUAUUUUGUUGUUAAAGUUAUUGAUCUGGAAUGACUAAAAAAUGGUCCCUAGAGUAGAUACAGAAACAAAAAGAUUUAUGGGGCAGACAGAUUUCUUUUUUAAACCUUCAGUCAGUAGUUACAUUUUUUUUUAAAUGACCCUUUUUAUGAUAACCACAAUACAUAAUGCUUUGCUGAACACAGUAUAAAUUAAAAAUAUUAGAGGUAUUAGAUUGAUUUUAUUUUCAUGUUUUUUUUUUUCAUUGUAAUUAGGGUUGCACCGAUGCCGAUACCAAGCAUUUGCAUGAGUAUCGGUACCCGUGCAAAUGCUCCGAUGCCUAAUCUGAUACCUGUUGGGCAUCCUCAAGCUCAGCAGGGGAGCCAGGCAGCCUCUAAG